AUGCCAGAGGGCAAGCUAAAUAACUCCAUAUCAAGGUUGUUUGAGAGCUUAUUGCAUAUCGUUGCGGUUAUCAAGCAUCCUCGUAUGUCUUUCGAGCCUCUAGCGCUAGUGGAUCCAGAUGAUGUUGGAGAAUCGCAAAUCCCGGGGACCGCAAAUUUCGGACAAUUCCAAACAAUAGAUUGGAUAGAGGAAAGCCAGAAACAUGCUUCAAGCACCUCACAUGACAAUCCGGAUCUCAAUUUUGAAAGCUCGUGGCAUCGCUAUCGUUAUUGGGCCUGGAAGCGGUUCCGAGAAAUUAUAACCCUCACCUGUAUUGCGAUACUUUUAGGAUUUAUUGCAGGCAGCAUACAAAUUGUUACCGAGACGCUAGUGAAUUGGAAAUCCGGUCACUGUGCUCGUAAUUGGUUACUCAAUAAGUCAUUCUGCUGUGCAGGUGUGCAAGCCAGCAAAGAUAUUAAGCAUGUAUUAAUCAAACGUGACGAACUACAGUGCAUUAAGGACGGAAUGUGGGUCGAUCGGUCCAACCCAUUUUUGGAUUUCUCAUUGUUCGUCGUACUCUCUUUGAUUUUUGCAUCCGCCAGUGCUCUCAUGGUUAUAUAUAUUGCACCUAUGGCCACCGGCUCAGGAAUAUCCGAAAUCAAAGUUUGGGUUUCGGGAUUUAGGUAUAAAGACGAAUUCUUAGGCCUAGCCACCCUCCUUGUAAAAAGUAUAGCUCUGCCACUUGCUAUUUCCUCCGGCCUGAGCGUCGGUAAAGAAGGGCCCUCGGUGCAUUAUGCCACCUGUUGUGGGUUUGUCAUCACCAACCUUUUACUCAGGCACGAUCUUAACUUCUCCGAGCAAUCUGAAUUUUUGAUAGCUUCCACUGCUGGAGGAGUUGCAGUGGCUUUUGGUGCACCCAUAGGGGGAGUUCUUUUUGGAUUGGAAGAGAUGUCUUCCACUUCUUAUUUCAAUUUAUCAGUUUUGUGGAAAUCGUAUUAUGUUGCCCUUGGGGCGGUGGCAACCUUGCAAUACAUGAAUCCUUUCAGAAAUGGGAAAAUUGUGCUCUUUGAAGUAACUUAUGACAAUCAAUGGAGCUUUCAAGAAAUACCUAUUUUUGUUGUUCUGGGAAUUUUUGGGGGACUCUACGGCAUUUUAAUCAGCAACUGGAAUGUUCGCUACGUAAAUUUCCGCAAAACAUAUUUACAAAGCUGGAAGAUACAGGAAGUUGUCAUCUUGACCUUGAUUACGGCUCUAGUAUCAUAUUUCAAUGAGUUUUUGAAGUUGGAUAUGACUGAAAGUAUGGGUAUCCUGUUUCACGAGUGUGUUGGCGAUGACGGUGAAUCUUUGUGGACUCACCGAAUCUGUCAAUUGGAUUCUGAUACCCACGCGGGUUUAUUUGUCCAAAUACUUCUAGCCUUAGUAUUUGCCACCGUGAUACGUUCUCUCCUCAUAGUGGUCUCAUACGGCUGCAGCGUUCCGGCUGGUAUCUUUGUACCAUCUAUGGCUGUUGGCGCCACUUUUGGUCGCGGGAUAAGUUUGAUGGUGGAAAGAUGGAUUACAGGGCAACAUAAAAUUACGCCCGGCACCUAUGCGUUUUUAGGUGCGGCGGCCACUUUGAGUGGGAUAACAAACCUUACUUUAACUGUAGUUGUGAUCAUGAUUGAACUAACUGGUGCAUUUUCUUAUAUUAUUCCCUCCAUGAUUGUGGUGGCUGUCACACAUUCGGUUUAUGGAUUCAUUAGCUCUAAAGGUGGCAUUGCAGACCAAAUGAUUACCGUGAACGGAUUUCCAAUCCUGGAGAAUUUGCAAGACGAGAUAAGUUAUUUGGACGGCUAUAAAGUUGGAGAUAUUAUGUCUCAGAAUAUCGUCUCUCUGCCAAAAACCUUGUCUCUAUCAGAAUUAACUGCUUUCCUCGAGAGAAAUGAGAAAUUCAAACAAUUUCCAGUGGUAGACGAAAAAAGUGGUUCUUGCAUCGGGUACGUUAAAAGAACACUUCUGAGCGCAGAAGCGGAGGCAGCGGCCGUUAAUGGACCCACCUACAUGCCGAGAGUCUUACUGACUCGAGAAAACGAGGAAACUUCCGAAUCUGACAUACAAAUUUUACCGCUCGACCAUAUCGUUAAUCGUUCCCCAAUUGUAGUCGCGAGCAACAUGCCUCUGCAAUUGCUGAAUAGAUACUUUCAGAAGCUUGGUUGCAAGCUUGUAAUUGUUGAAGCUAGCGGUUGUUUGCAGGGUCUGCUGACGAAAAAAGACUUUUUGAAGUUCGAAAGACUUAAGCACAGAGAACUCCAUGGUCCCCUAUACACAUUCAAUUCAAACAUUGACCAAAAACUCUGGUCCAUUAUAAAAACUAUUUUCAGAAUUUCUGAUUACUGA
Messenger RNA from Lachancea nothofagi CBS 11611, 2355 nucleotides. The record is from the annotation of a GenBank genome assembly. NCBI's taxonomy places the organism in Eukaryota, Fungi, Ascomycota, Saccharomycetes, Saccharomycetales, Saccharomycetaceae.